Molecule: messenger RNA, 1773 nt
Organism: Hevea brasiliensis (rubber tree)
Lineage: Eukaryota; Viridiplantae; Streptophyta; Magnoliopsida; Malpighiales; Euphorbiaceae
Product: thaumatin-like protein 1
Exons: 3
Coding region: 329-1276 (315 amino acids)
Biological process (GO): defense response
Cellular component (GO): extracellular region
Source: RefSeq, a predicted model, not a curated record
AAGCAAAAGUUGCACCCAAUUUUUAUAUAAAAUGAAAAAAACACUAAUGCUGUAAUGCACGUUAAUCUCUCAACCAAACGCCGGCCAGCAUUAAUCCAUAGCUAAUGUGGCAUCUUGUCAGCAAUUUCUUUGUGGGUCCAUCACUCUUAUCACCCCAGCGCUUCUCAACUUUGUUUUUGGCCUCUAUAAAUAGCCAAUCCGCCCCUACAUUCGGAUUUCUCACAGUGGCCUCUCCAAUUUAGCCAGGGCAGAAGAAGAGUUUAGGCUUUUGCUUCUUCUCCCUUAAUAAUAUAUAAAAAUUUUCUUAAGCUUUCUGUCCUGUGCUUCAAUGGCUCAACUAACAUUGCUCAUUCGUCUGUGUUUUCUCUUUAUCGCGCAUUCAUUCAUAUCGGGCGUUGUUUCAACUACCUUUACGAUAACAAAUAAGUGUGAAUAUACCGUAUGGCCAGGCAUUCUCUCAAACGCUGAUGAGCCGGAGCUUUCCACCACCGGUUUCGUCCUUCAAAAGGGUGAGACCAAGACCAUCACCGCACCUACUUCAUGGGGUGGCCGCAUGUGGGGUAGAACCUUUUGCUCUCAAGAUUCCACUGGAAAAUUCUCUUGCCUUACAGGUGAUUGCGGCUCUAGUAAGUUAGAAUGUUCCGGCAGCGGUGCUGCUCCACCGGCUACACUUGCGGAGUUCAAGCUCGACGGUUAUGGUGGGAUGGAUUUCUUCGAUGUCAGUCUUGUGGAUGGGUAUAAUCUGCCCAUGCUGGUAGUGCCUCAGGGUGGCUCUGGGCAGAAUUGUUCAAGCACAGGCUGCGUGGUGGAUUUGAACGGCUCUUGUCCUUCGGAGCUCAAGGUUACAAGCUCAGCCGGCGACGGUGUGGCUUGUAAGAGCGCCUGUGAAGCUUUCAGCCAACCACAAUAUUGUUGUAAUGGUGCGUACUCUACACCCGACACUUGCAAGCCAUCCUCCUACUCUGAGAUCUUCAAGAACGCGUGUCCACGUGCCUACAGCUACGCUUACGAUGACAAGACAAGCACCUUCACAUGUGCCUCUGCGAAUUAUCUUAUCACCUUCUGCCCGACCCCAAACACCAGCCAGAAAGCGUCGCAGGGUCAGAACACCGACGCUACGAGUGCGAACACAGUCAACAGCACCAUGGUUUAUGAAGGUGCCUUGGACCAAAGUGGAGCAUCGGUGUCCACGUGUACUGACGUGUUAAGAUCACAUGCUAUUACGGGUAUAGUCAGCGUCACGGUGGCAAUUUGGCAGUUGAGGCAUCUCUUAUGAGUUCUAACUCGCUAAUUAGCUAGUUUUGGUAAAAAUGGCAUUGUCGUUUCGGUCGUGGAGCCUACGAUUCUGGUGGCAUGCACUUUUCCAUGCAUGGGCCAUGUGACCCAUUGGUGACGCGGUACUGAGUCAGGAUGGAUGGAAAAGCUCACCUGUCGAUUUCAUCGCCAUUUGCUUCUUAUUCCCAUUAAAUCCAAUACACUAAUUUGUACGAAUAUAUAUAUAUAUAUGUUGAACUGCCUUUUAUUAUAUGGUUAACUAAUAUAGAUCGAUAGUAGUGGGAGGCGGAGGAGGUGGUGGUGGUGGGUGGUGGUGCAACUGCAAGAUGCAGGAAGAAAAUGAGUGAAGUUGAGGUAGAAUUUUAUCUUUUUAGAUUAGAUUAGAGUAAUAUUGAUUUUUAAAGGAGGGGAUGGGAUGAUUCAUUUGUUGGUUUCUACAUCAUAUCAAAAAUGUAACCACCACAUUGGUGUCCAAUAAUAUGAAAUAUCUCUUCUUAA